Messenger RNA from Eucalyptus grandis, 448 nucleotides. Its product is annotated as apoptosis inhibitor 5-like protein API5. NCBI's taxonomy places the organism in Eukaryota, Viridiplantae, Streptophyta, Magnoliopsida, Myrtales, Myrtaceae. Gene Ontology annotation, biological process: regulation of programmed cell death. Gene Ontology annotation, cellular component: nucleus. Gene Ontology annotation, molecular function: mRNA binding. The transcript is spliced from 4 exons. The record is from RefSeq and is a predicted model, not a curated record. Bases 22 to 441 code for a protein of 139 amino acids.
UGAAAAAAGCUAACUCAGGGAAUGGCUGAGCACAAUAAAGCAAUGUCAGCUGCCAAGACUGAUGAGGAGAGGAAUACCAUUAAAACUCAGAAGCAGAACACUACAUCCGGACUGCGAACCUGCAAUAAUAUCCUUGCCAUGACUAAGCCAUUGCAUUCAAAGACACCUUCAUUUAUUGGAGACAAGAGCAUCAGCCUCUCCUGGAAAGAGGCAGUCAAAGCUUCUGCACCUGCAACAAAUACGGGGACUGGAGGAAAACGAUCCGCUAGUGCUGUGAAUGGUUCCAGUAAUGCGGCAUCAAAAAAGGGACGUGGAGCGGGCGGUAUGCAAAACCAGCUUGUUAAUAGAGCAUUUGAAGGUUUGUCCCAGGGUGGGCGUGGUGGUGGGAGAGGAAGAGGAAGGGGUUGGGGUGGACGUGGAAGAGGAAGAAAUUAUCGGUAGAUUGCGG